Molecule: messenger RNA, 169 nt
Organism: Funneliformis geosporum
Lineage: Eukaryota; Fungi; Glomeromycota; Glomeromycetes; Glomerales; Glomeraceae
Source: the annotation of a GenBank genome assembly
GACCUAUAUAGAGCAUAUGCUGAUUAUUUAUAUUCAAGUGCUGCAAUAAUGAACAAGAAAAUAGAAUUUUAUAGUUCAAUUGCGUACGCCAUUCUCAAAAGUAAUCAAGAACCUAUACAAUUUAAACUACGAAUUGGUGAUGUUGUUGAACUAAAUGAAGAAUCUGAAG